AUGGUUUUGUGCGGCUUCGACUUGCGUACGACGGAGCUAUCCAUUUCUCGGGACGAAAUGCAUCAGUUGAAGCUAAUGACUGAUGACAAUUUGCAUGCCGGCCUUGAUGCCUACCUAACAAAGCUCGGGUUCACAAAGAGCACUAGUGAGCCUACUCUCUAUGUUAAGAAGGAGGGAAGUGAGACUUUGCUGAUUGUUUCAUUGUAUGUUGAUGAUCUGUUGGUCACUGGUUGCAAAAGGGAGCAAAUUGAGACCUUUAAGAAGCAAAUGCAAAGUGUGUUCGAGAUAACUGAUCUUGGCUUGAUGACAUACUUCCUUGGCAUGGAAGUGAACCAGAACAAGCAAGGCAUCUUCAUAAGCGAGAAGGCAUUUGCAUCGAAGGUUUUGAGCAAGUUUUGCAUGUCAAACUGCAAGCCUGCUAGCACUCCUAUGGCAUUGGGAGAAAAACUCACUAGCCUAGGUGUUGAAGAUCGAGUGGAUGAAAAGAAUUACAAAAGCCUGGUUGGUUGCCUACUCUACUUGACUGCAACUAGGCCAGACAUCAUGCAUGCUAUUGGUCUUCUAUCAAGAUUCAUGCAUUGCUGCAUAGUUGCACAUUUUAAAGCAGCAAAAAGGGUCCUAAGGUAUGUUAAAGGGACUCUGAAUUGUGGAGUAAAGUUUGAAAGAGCUGAGGAGUUAAAACUAGUAGCAUAUUCAGACAGUGAUUGGGCUGGUUCAGCUGAUGACAUGAAGAGCACAUCUGUCGAAACCAUCUUUUGA
Molecule: messenger RNA, 759 nt
Organism: Gossypium raimondii (Peruvian cotton)
Lineage: Eukaryota; Viridiplantae; Streptophyta; Magnoliopsida; Malvales; Malvaceae
Exons: 2
Coding region: 1-759 (252 amino acids)
Source: RefSeq, a predicted model, not a curated record